AUGUGUGCGUGCGCGUGUUCUCACUGCCAUGCCUUGGCUGCGCUCUAAUAAUAGAGGCGGCUGCCUGCUCCUUUAAGAGCCUACUUGUUGCACCUUCUACAGAAUUGAUUGAUAUUUACGUUAAAACAAUGGUGAUCAAAGUGUUCCUCGCGACUUCGUCGGGCUCCACCGCGAUCAAGAAGAAGCAACAAGAUGUGGUUGGCUUCCUGGAGGCUCUUAAAGUGGACUACACUGAGUUGGACAUCGCCGGCAAUGAGGAUAACCGCAUGUGGAUGAGGCAGAACGUUCCAGAGGAGAAGAAGCCUGCCAACGGCAUCCCACUGCCCCCUCAGAUCUUCAAUGAGGAGAGCUACUGUGGGGACUACGAGACAUUCUUCAAUGCCAAGGAGGAUAACUCAGUGUAUGCUUUCCUGGGGCUGCCUCCUCCUCCUGGCUCAAAGGAAGCACAACAGGCUGAUAAGGUGCACAUUGUGGAGAACGGGAACCAUGCCAAGGAUAUGAAUGCAGAGGGAAACCAAGAUGACUCGACAGAGGUUCCAGUGGAGGAGCGCAAUGGGAAUGCACACGGAGAGGAGGAGCAGGCAGAGGCAGCAGAUGAUGCUGAGGAGGUAGCGGAAGAAGAAAUUGCAGAUGAUGAAGCCAAAGAAGGAGAUGAGGCUCCUGCAGAAGAGGAGGAGGAGGAGAAGACAGUGGAACAGGCCCAUGGAGAUGAGGUAGAGGAGGAGGAGGAGGAGGAGGAGGUGGAGGAAGAGGAAGAACAGGGCGAAGCUGAUGAUGACGACAGGGAGGAAGAGGAUUUGCAGUCAGAGGAGGAAGAAGAGCUACGGCAGCUUGAGGAAGAAGAAGAGGGUGAAGUACAAGAGGAAGAAGAAGAAGAAGAAGAAGCAGAAGAAGAAGAGUUGGAAGAAACACAGGAAGAAGAGGCAGAGUAGUUGAAGCCACGUGAUGCAGAUGAUGUUGAUUUACUACUGUCCAGCCUGAAGGAGCCUCCUGUUCGUCUCUGUCCCCCGCCCCUUAUGCUUGACAUCUUCAGACAGCCCCUCUCACCCACUCCCCAAGGCUGCUCCGGACCCCACUGGAAACCACUGGCCAUAUGUUUGAAGGCAACAUCAAAAAAAGUCCUAACCCAUAUAUGCAGCCCCCGUCCUCUUUGACUGCACUGUUGACUUAAUUUUUAUAUUUUGUGUGUCGAGUCAUAUUGUCCUGAAAAUGUGCAGAGUAGCCAUGUGGUGUCAGUUGGUUUUUAACGAGUAGCUUUUGUAAAAUGCACCAGCAGUUGUUUUGUUAAAGUCAAACACAUUUCUCAUGUUUAAGAGAUUCUAGUUUUCUAACACAGAGAGGCAGUGACCUUUUCAAAAAGAACGGAGAGAAAAUACCUCAGCAUACCUUAGCUCGCAUCUUCGCAGCUUUAGAGGUUCACAACUCACUCUACACGUUUCUCUGUACUUUUAUUAAAAUGCCAUGCCUUGAUGACGUCUUGUAUGUAUGAAUGCAAACUAAGACUCCUCAGACUGCUAAUGGCCACAUGAGAAAGGUAACACACUGCCAGUUUGCAAAACUACUCCAUCACCACGACAAUUACUUCUGCCCAUACUUUUGUCUAAUCAAUGCACUUUGUUGAAUAAAGGGUGAAACAUGUGACUUAAGAUCUGGAAGCAGUUUAAAAUGCAAUAAAUUCGACUGGUAAAAUCAGAAA
This is a messenger RNA of Solea solea (common sole), 1696 nucleotides long. RefSeq names its product SH3 domain binding glutamate-rich protein (gene sh3bgr). Gene Ontology annotation, cellular component: cytoplasm. The transcript has 13 exons. The record is from RefSeq and is a predicted model, not a curated record. NCBI's taxonomy places the organism in Eukaryota, Metazoa, Chordata, Actinopteri, Pleuronectiformes, Soleidae. Bases 129 to 932 code for a protein of 267 amino acids.